GCGCUGUUUCUGGUGACGGAGCUGUGUGAGUGGUGUGUACAGUAUGAAGACAACAGUUAAAGCAUGGCUAUGCUGCAGACCAGGCUGCAGACCACAGACUCCACCACACACACAGGAAACUAAUGAAAGUCUUUAUUCUGACGAGAGGACGACGACUGGAUGAAGAUGACGCCGCGCAAACACUGACGAGGUGAAACCCGGAGGCCUGAGAAGAGAUUUUAAGUCCUGGGAUCUUUCUGACUCCGCCACAUUUAACCUUAAAUCAGAUUAGACGAUGUAAACCAAGAAGAACAAACAUGGCUACUACACCUCAUCGCCUGCUUCGGACCAAAUGAACGUUGUCUUCGAGUAACAACCAUGUCAGCGGACGUCGCCGACAACGUGAGCUCCAGGCUGGACACGCCCACCAACAUCUCGCUGAGCCCCGGGGGCGUCGUCUCCAAGUCCCUGGAGUACAAGACGGUGUCGGUGUUCCUGGUGCUGCUGGUGUGCGGCGCCGGCAUCGUGGGCAACAUCAUGGUGGUGCUGGUGGUCUUCACCACGCGCCACAUGAGGACGCCCACCAACUGCUACCUGGUGAGUCUGGCCAUCGCCGACCUGACGGUGCUGGUGGCGGCCGGGCUGCCCAACGUCUCCGACAGCCUCACGGGGACCUGGGUCUUCGGCCACGCCGGGUGUCUGGGCAUCACCUACCUUCAGUACCUGGGCAUCAACGUGUCCUCCUGCUCCAUCACCGCCUUCACCGUGGAGAGGUACAUCGCUAUCUGCCAUCCCAUGAAGGCUCAGACCGUGUGCACCGUGUCCCGGGCCAAGAGGAUCAUCGCUGGGGUUUGGAUCUUCACAUGUGUCUACUGCAUGCUCUGGUUCUUCCUGGUGGACAUUCAGGUCGGCCAGGACGGACACGUGCAGUGCGGCUACAGAGUGAAGCGGGAGCUCUACCUGCCCAUCUACCUCAUCGACUUCGCCAUUUUCUACGUCAUCCCGCUGCUCCUCGCCAUCGUGCUGUACGCACUCAUAGCGCGGAUCCUCUACCUCAGCCCUCUGCCCAACCACCCCGACACCAGCGCCACAACUCUGCGCCGGAGCUGCCGGGAGGCGUCCGACGGGGGGAAGGGAGGUCGCCAGGGUCGACCCAAGAGCGCGCUGUCCUCCAGGAAACAGGUGACCAAGAUGCUGGCGGUGGUGGUGAUCCUCUUCGCUCUGCUCUGGAUGCCGUACCGGACCCUGGUCCUGAUCAACUCCUUCGUGUCCACUCCGUACCUGGACGCCUGGUUCCUGCUCUUCUGUCGGACCUGCAUCUACGCCAACAGCGCCAUCAACCCCGUCAUCUACAACGCCAUGUCCCAGAAGUUCCGCUCGGCGUUCCGAGGGCUGUACCGGUGCCAGCGGCCAGAGGGGAACCAGAGGACGCUGUCCGCCAUCCAGACCGGACUCGGAACCCUGCGAGACCCCCGGCCCGGCCAGGCCAACGGGGCCGAGGAGAAGGUCCGGAGGACCGCGUCGGGCCCCGAUGUGAAGCAGAACGGAGGUCAUCAGGAGGAGACCAGGAGUCCAGACGAGACCGAGGAGACGAGUCGACCUCAGUUUAAACAGGAGAACAUUUAAAUACGUACGUUCAUCAUCUGUGAUCGUCUGUAAAUACCUCGAAAGAAUCAAGAAAAACCUGCGACUUGCAGUUAUUUCACCACGUAGACGCAUCUUCCAUCUUCACUUAAAGCUUUUUAGUUUCUGACUUUUAAACCAAAAUACGGAUUAAAAAUAGUUCAUCUUCAGACUUUUAAAAGGUUCAAAGAAGAUCUGUUAAAUGUUUUUAUAUAUAAUCAGAAUCAGCUGUAAACUGGCUCAGUGUGAACGUCAGCGGUGAAACCACAGCGUCUGUUUGAGCUCGAGUUCCUUAAAGGUGAAUUUAUUUAAACGUGAGAAAACAAUCAGGUUGUUGUUCUUUUAUUUCUGUGUUCAGCAUAUUUUAUUUGAUCUAUUUAAUAUUUAAUAUAUCUAAGAAAUAUUUUUUUUAUUGUGUUGAUGUUGUUGAGGUUUUUUAGGGAGGGGGGGUCCUGAAUGGAAGCAAAUAACAGCAAUAAAGACUUGACUCUGAUAAAAAAUUUAGGAUUUAAAUGAGAAGCCACUAAAUUUUAUAGCGUCCGGUGAAGGACAGAAGAAUAAGAGCCGUCUGAAAUAUAGGUUUAAUGGUUUAAAGGUUUAAUUGGAGAUGUGUCUGGGUCAGUAUAUAACUGUGGGACUUUUUAACUUUAUCGUAGUUACCAUAGAUGUAGUCGGUAAAUAACGUGAUGAAUCCACAUUACUUUAUAUUAAGAACUAGUAACUUGAGAUGCUGAAAGUGAUUCUCAGAUACAAGUUGCUAUUUUCCAUUUAAACAACCAAUUAUCAUGUUUAUCUCAACUUAACAAAACGAACAGAACCAAAACUAAUUGUGAAUGAGCUCAUUUUAUUAUCGUUUAACUGAUUAGAAAUUUGUUAUUAUUAAAGUUAUUUAGUUAAAUCUUAAGGACCUGAUCUGUUUUUCAUGAAUAAGUGAUUGUUUCCAUAAUAAAUAAUUGUGGAUUUUGUAAAGACGUGAUCAUAAUGAACAUAAAAAACAUUUUUACUUAUUAAUCGUCUCUAUACUGACCCAUUUAUCUCUGUAUCAGAUGAAUCAAAUCUGAGACGCUCCAGUUUUUAUGGUGAUUACUUGCUUCCAUAAACGUGUCCCGUCAGUCAGCUGACCCUUUAACUUGUGUUAUUUUAUCCCGUUGUUCCUUUUUAAAGGUAUAAAUGGAAGUUUAGGAGGUUGGUCCUGUGUCAGUGCUGUAAAUAAUCCUGUUCAGAGCUGGACGUGGUGCGGGAAGGUUCUGGGUGUAUUAUUUUCUGCAGAGUCGACUCCAGCGCCUCCUGUUCGUCAUGAAUCACGGAGUCAGAACGAUUCCUGCUGCAGAUGGAAGCGACGUUCGAAGCGUGUGGUUAGAAACGAGCUGAAACAGUCGCUCUGGAUCAAUCACCACCACAGAAGAAGAAGAACUGUUCUCCCAUGAUGCACUGCCUGAAAACGCUGUUUUUUAGUCGUUUGCUAUAAAUGGACGGAGGAAAUGUGGAUGAAAUGUUUCCUGUGUGACCUGUGACGUGUUUUUAAACUGUUCAUAUCCGUGUGCAUGUGUGCGAGUGAGUGCAGCUUGUUGUCGACCUGGAGGCGGAGGACGUGGAGGAAGCGGCCGAUGAAGAAACCCUCUGGGUUUGGGUGGAGGUGGAUGUGUUGGGUGAUUGUGUUCUUGGUGGAUGUGUUGGGUGAUUGUGUUCUAGGUGGAUGUGUUGGGUGAUUGUGUUCUAGGUGGAUGUGUUGGGUGAUUGUGUUCUAGCCCUGAGCAGCUGCCUGGUCUGUGCUUUAUAAUGUGCUGUAAUCACUGGGUCUGUGUCUGUGUCGUGGCUUUUAGCAUCAAAACUAUAAGAAUAAACAUGUGUUGGAGCUU
Messenger RNA from Mugil cephalus (flathead mullet), 3461 nucleotides. It is a transcript of the gene trhr2, whose product is annotated as thyrotropin releasing hormone receptor 2. Gene Ontology annotation, biological process: phospholipase C-activating G protein-coupled receptor signaling pathway. Gene Ontology annotation, cellular component: membrane. NCBI's taxonomy places the organism in Eukaryota, Metazoa, Chordata, Actinopteri, Mugiliformes, Mugilidae. The record is from RefSeq and is a predicted model, not a curated record. The coding region runs from base 358 to 1605 and encodes 415 amino acids. The transcript has 6 exons. Gene Ontology annotation, molecular function: thyrotropin-releasing hormone receptor activity.